This is a messenger RNA of Fusarium subglutinans, 2073 nucleotides long. RefSeq lists its product as uncharacterized. The record is from RefSeq and is a predicted model, not a curated record. The coding region runs from base 1 to 2073 and encodes 690 amino acids. Lineage: Eukaryota; Fungi; Ascomycota; Sordariomycetes; Hypocreales; Nectriaceae. The transcript has 2 exons.
AUGCCUGCUCCUUACUCUGACAAUCUCUAUUCCGCCGACUCUGACGAUGAACGUGAUGCCCUCUCGCCAACAGACGGUUACUUCCACGCGUCGUCUGAGUCGUCGUCAUCUCGCUCUGGACAAAACGUACCUCAUGUGCCAAACGUGCUUGUCGAGGACCCAACUCAGUUGAGUCGCGAUGCAAAGAUCCAAGAGGCAGAGAGGGAGAGGAGGUUGUUAAAUACCGGCGGAGGCUCUGCUGAACACAACCUUGAAAGCACUGCCUCAUCACACGAGAACGCGAGUGGCUCAGAGAACCCCAUUGCAUCGACGCCACGUUCUCCUCCAAGACCUUCUCCCCUGUUUGCUCACCCUGUUGACGCACCACCUGCUUACUCGCCCUCACCUACUACAACUUCGCCGCCAACUACAGUGAACAACUAUCAGACCUUUGCUUCUACAGCUACAAUGGGUCGACCUGAAGAGAGUAGACCUCUGAUCAGCCAUGCUCCAGAGUCUAUGAGUACCCCCUACAACUCAGCUCAAGAACCAUCACGUUGGCAACAAUUCAAAGACUCCGUCUCAAACUUCAACAUCAGGAAGAAAGUCAAGACAAUCCUUGCUUCGCUUCUCAUUUUCUCUGUCGUUUUUAUGAUCUUCAUCGAGGAUAACGAUCCCGUUGCACCACCUGCCGAUAACGGCGAUAACUUUGACUGGAAUCCUUCGCGAACUUGCCUACAAAAGCCCCACCACUUCGCCGCCGUCAUUGAGGAAAUUGAUAUCCAAUCUGAUCGCAACCUUAGCAUUAUACAAAGAAUGGUCAAGUCCGAUGACCUUGAAGGAUGGAGCACCCAUGUCUCUGGUGAAGUUAUUCUUCGGCCUGUAGAUGAUUCCUCGCCUACUAGUAUCGAGCUGCAGGUUAUCUCCAACCACGACAAUCUCAGGGUCAAAGCCGACUUCGACAAGACAACUCAAGUCUUUGAGAUCAAGGUGCCAUCCAGGAUCGCCUGGAGCUUGUCCGACAAGGCCCCUUGCAUCCAAAUACGUAUCACGGUCUCGACUCAUCGUGAGGCUAUCCUUCAACAUCUUAACAUUGAGACCCAGCAGCUUGACAUCAACCUCCAAGAGGGGGUCGUUCUGGGAGUUCAGAACGGGGUUGACAUGCGAAGCGCCAGCGGUGAUCUCACCUCCCCUGGUAUCAAAACGAUCAAGGGCAAGGAAGUUGUUCCUUACACACUCUCAUCCCGCGAAAUCCGCAUCCAUACGGCCAGCGGCAAUGUCAAGGGAUGGUAUCCCCUUUACGACCUCCUCGACAUCUCGACGGCCUCAGGCGAUAUCAUCACCAACAUUGGACCGAAGCCCGUGAACCCUCAGAAUGUUCGCCCUGCAGAGCUUCGUGUGCGCUCCGCUUCAGGCACGAUCAAGAUUGAUGAGCCUCUCACAAGUGCUCAGAAGGCUGCUCGCCCAGAUCGCGAAUUCCCACCACGUGACUACACAAUUGAUAUCAUCACGGCGUCGGGAGAUAUCACGGCCGAUGUCGCCGCGAGCUCGUCGGCGUCUUUCAAAUCGCAGUCUGGUGAUAUGACGCUGCAAAUCUGGCCAGUGCUGGACUCGAAUUUGUUAACUAUAAACGAAAAGGCGAAGCCAACAAUCAUCACGGACACAAAGAGCGGCGAUACGCAUGUGACGAUUCUGGAGCCCCUGUGGACAAGCCUUGCUACCAUCGGCGAAACGAUCCCCCCCGUCAAGCCUUAUGAUCCGACGGAUGGUAGCGAUCCAUACAUUGUUCUCCCGGAAGGGUCUGACCUUGCUGGAAUUAGCAUGGCCAGACCCGUGCUUUCGGUUCUUCACUCCACACACAAGUCAGUCAGCGGCAAAAUUGAGCUCUACUAUCCUAAUUCUUGGGAGGGCCUGUUCUUUGCAAACUCCGUUACGGGUUCACAAGAAUUCAAGGGCAAGGGCGUGAUAGUUGACGGUGGAAGAGGAUCGCUUCCACCACAUCUCAUCAGUGGAAGAAAGGGCAAGGGGUUCUCCCAGCUUGACAUUAGGACCGUGUCAGGCGAUCAAUUCGCCCUGCUCGGAGAGGAAGAAUGA